AUGAAAAAACCGCCGACAUUUCAGAUCUUCACCGUUCUAUUAUCUCUUUUAUUAAUCUCAGCCGCAGGAAUAGGCAGGGAGCGAAGCAUACCGACGGUGCCGAGGCUCCUCCAGGCCGUGGGGAACAGUAAUAAUCUUCAGGUGAGGAAAGGAACACCGUUCAAGAUCGCAAUCUUUGCAGACCUCCACUUCGGUGAAGACCCGUGGACUGAUUGGGCUCCACGUCAAGAUGUUAACUCUCUCAAGGUUAUGUCCUCCGUUCUCGACGCUGAAACUCCAGGUUUAGUGGUGUACUUGGGAGAUGUAAUAACGGCAAACAACUUAGCAACCCACAACGCAAGCUUGUAUUGGGACAAAGCAAUCUCACCAGCAAGAGACAGAAACAUUCCGUGGGCCACUGUCUUUGGCAACCACGACGACGCCAAGUUUGAAUGGCCCAAGGCUUGGCUCUCUCCCUCCGGCGUCCCUCCCACUCGCUGCCCUGGGACAACAAGUGGAUGUCCAUCUAGAGGCACAACGCGAGUGGAACUGGUCCAAGGAGAGAUCAAAGCAUCCGUUAAAGGACUCUCACGCACAAUGAUGGGUCCUAACCAGCUACUGCCAAGCGUGUCCAACUACGUCCUUCCCUUGAAAUCAUCUGAUCCUUCGAAACCAGCCGUGGCUUUGCUUUACUUUCUUGAUUCCGGCGGUGGCUCUUACCCUAGUGUUAUCUCAAAUGCUCAAGUCGAAUGGUUUAAAACCGUGUCCAACGCUCGUAAUCCCGAUUUAAGGAUCCCGGAGCUGAUCUUCUGGCAUAUACCGAGUAAAGCAUACGAGAAAGUAGCUCCUCCAACUGAUGAUGAGAUAUCGAAACCUUGCGUCGGGUCAAUCACCUUUGAUGGCAAAGUUGCUACUCAAGAUGCUGAGAAUGGUAUGAUGGCAGUUCUUGAGAACAGAUCUUCAGUUAAGGCUGUGUUUGUAGGGCACAACCAUGGACUAGACUGGUGCUGUCCGGGGGAGAAGAAUCUCUGGCUCUGCUUUGCAAGACACACGGGUUAUGGUGGGUAUGGAUUUUGGGACAGAGGAGCAAGGAUUGUGGAGAUUACUGAAACGCCUUUGGGAAUCAAGUCAUGGAUUAGGAUGGAAGAUGGAUUCGUCCACAGUGAAGUUAAUUUAUCUCGUGCUUAG
This is a messenger RNA of Microthlaspi erraticum, 1167 nucleotides long. The record is from the annotation of a GenBank genome assembly. NCBI's taxonomy places the organism in Eukaryota, Viridiplantae, Streptophyta, Magnoliopsida, Brassicales, Brassicaceae.